Molecule: messenger RNA, 2021 nt
Organism: Adelges cooleyi (spruce gall adelgid)
Lineage: Eukaryota; Metazoa; Arthropoda; Insecta; Hemiptera; Adelgidae
Gene: bora
Exons: 6
Coding region: 256-1383 (375 amino acids)
Biological process (GO): activation of protein kinase activity; regulation of mitotic nuclear division; regulation of mitotic spindle organization
Cellular component (GO): cytoplasm; nucleus
Molecular function (GO): protein kinase binding
Source: RefSeq, a predicted model, not a curated record
CCUAACAAUUCCCGUCUCCUUACCACCCUUUGUAUAGUUUGUAGUUUGUAGGCCGUUUUGUGUUCACCUUAAAGUUAAAAAUUGUAAGUACCUAAGUUAUCGUCUUUCAAUGUAUAAUAAUUAGAUUAUAAUAAUCGAUAGAAAAAAAGAAAUUUCGAGAAAUAUUUUUUCUCUGGCAUAAUAAGACUGACAUAGUCGUUAUAGUUUAUCUCAACCGUUUUGAUUACAAUACCGAAUAAUAUUGUGCUCAAUAUUAUGGCUAUCUGCGAAGAAGUAGAAUACAUGGACGUGUCGUACAAUUCGGACAAAAACGAAACGUCCAUCAGAAAGAUCGUGCACCUGAACCGUACGCCGACUCCGCGUAAACCUAGCCGUCACUGGUCCAUGUCCACCGAACUGUUGCGUUCCAAGUACGAGACCAACAACGGCCACAAGCAAAAGGUGUUCAAUCCGUUCAAUGAAAAUCUAAUUCAACGGCUCGGCGAGACCACAAUAAGUCCGAACGUGUUCGCCAAGGCCGUCAGUCCCGGGCAAGAGAACGAAUUCAGAUGGAAUAUCGACGACGUAUCCAAAUUGAAUCCGGUUCACAUAGAAGACGAAUGUAUGGUCGAGGAGCAUGUAGACGAUGAGACUGAAUCUAAAUUACAAGAAACUAUAGACAAGUAUUUUUACAUGAAACACAAAAUUCCUAGUCCGUGGAACAACCAAGUCGUCAACUGGGAGGCCAAAUGUCCGAGUACAUCGUCUACGCCUAUUUCGGUGAAACAAGUUAAACAAAAAACGUACUCUCGUGAAAUAUCCACUCAAACUGAUCUCAGUUUUCCAUCGGUUUUACCGGAUCACAUUGAAGAAAUACUUAAGCCAUACUUUUUAAAUUCGACUCAAAACAAAGAUCUCGAUGCGAGUCCCAACAAAGACACUUCGACCUUGCGUCGUAAACUAUUUUUCAUGAACGACAACGAUGACCCCAUUUCUCCGGUUCAAAUACGUAGACAUCAACAAAAUAGCCCGUUGACCAACGGUGGUUUUGUCAACUCGACCGAAUCGACCAGAGGUCCAGUAAUCGGUAAUCAUCUUGGUGUCCAAGAAUUGCCAUUGGACUGUCAUGUACCCAUUGACGUUUCACCAAUAGUGAUAAACAAUGACAAAGAAAACACUCCGCCCAAGAACAGAAGUGGUGAUUUUAUUUUUAUGACGCCCGUAUCUACGUUAUCGAUGCCAAAACGACGACGAACCAACAAAAGUAGUUUAAUGAUGGAAAACAGUUCGGACACGGGCUACCAGACUAUGACUACGAGCAUUAAAGAUAUGUCGAGCAUUACAUCGUUCGGUCAUUGUUCGAAAGAUAUUUUGUUUUCCGCUUCUACGCCGACCGACCGAUAACGUUUUUUUUUUUUUGUUUACUAAAAUACUCAUCAUCGGUACCCUCGCGCCGCUCUACGGUUUACUACAUUUUUAUUUUAUAUUUAUUUAUAUUCAAAAUAAUGAAUUUUAUUUUCGUACUCUGGGGACGAUAUUUAUGUCAUUUUAUUUAUUUUUUUUGCAAAAUGUCUGUCUUUCCCCGUCGAAUAAAUUACUGUGAUUUUUUUUUUUAUUUAAUUACUCAUACAUAAAAAAAACACAUUUUAAUCCUCAUUCGGUUUAAACCAAAAAUGUUAUUUGUAAUUAAGUUUUGAUAAUUGACAAAUAUUUUUUGUCAAAUUCCUAUAGUGUUCAUUUUUUUACUAUUCGAGACGCCUGUUUUUUUACUUUUAUUUUUUUAGAUAUUAAGUUAGUUAAGUUAAGUAUCUACCUUACAUCGACCGUUAACCAGCAAUUACAUCAUUUGUUAUGAAACACGCACUCAAUACGCACUGGUUAUAAUACAAUGCAAAUAUAAAAUUUUAAUAAGAAAAUAUAAGUGUUUUUUUGAUUUCAAAUAAAACAAAUGUAUAAUACUUAAUGACUACGUUUUGGUGAUUUAUGAACAAUAAAAAAAAAAAAGUUUUCUUAACUUAAACAAAAAAAAAAAAAAAAUGGAA